Messenger RNA from Elaeis guineensis (African oil palm), 858 nucleotides. The record is from RefSeq and is a predicted model, not a curated record. Lineage: Eukaryota; Viridiplantae; Streptophyta; Magnoliopsida; Arecales; Arecaceae.
AUGAAACAAACUCCUGAGGGUAAAGUUGAUCGCUACAAAGCUCGUUUAGUUGCGAAAGGUGAUCUUCAAGAGGAGGUGUAUAUGGAGAUUCCUCCUGGAUUCACAAGCAUAGAAACCAAUGGCAAGAGUAAUGCAGAUCAUACUAUGUUCUUUUGUCAUAAUAAAGGAAAGGUUGCCAUCCUAAUUGUUUAUGUUGAUGAUAUUAUUCUUACUGAUGAUGAUCUCUCAGAAUUGGCUCGCUUGAAGACUCAAUUGGCACAAUCUUUUGAAGUCAAAGAUCUGGAUAACUUACGAUACUUUUCUGAGAUUGAAGUAGCCAGAUCAUCUCAUGCCAUCUUUCUUUCUCAACGAAAAUACAUCCUGGAUUUAUUGACUGAAACAGAAAUAUUGAGAUGUCGAUCGGCUGUCACACCUAUCGAGCAAAAUCAUCGUCUUACUACUGAUAGUGGUAAGUCAGUUGAUCGUGAACGAUAUCAGCAUCUUGUUGGUAAACUGAUCUAUCUAUCUCACACAAGACCGGACAUAGCCUUUACAAUCAAUGUUGUGAGUCAGUACAUGCAUGAUUCUCGUGAAAGCCAUCAAGAAACUGUAUAUAGAAUUUUUCGAUAUCUUAAAGGUUGUCCAGGACGUGAUCUUUUUUUCUCUCAUCAUAAACAUCUCAACGUUGAAGCCUAUUCUGAUGCUGAUUGGGCCGGCUCUAUAGAUAAUCGUCGAUCAAUCUCAAGCUAUUGUAUUUUUAUUGGUGGUAAUCUUGUAACUUGGCGCAGUAAGAAACAAGACAUUGUUGCUCGAUCUAGUGCGGAGGCUGAGUACCGAGCUAUGGCUCAAGGUAUUUGUGAGGUCAUAUGGUUGAAAUAA